AUGAAGCUCUCCUGUCACGAGACUCGGUCACAUGACCGGCCGCGGCUCACUCUCGCUCGGUGUGUGAGGUUUUCUCCGGUGGUUGUUGUUGAAGAUGGCGGAGGACAGGGAUCCUCCAGCGCGGUCGGGUUCGGCGCAGACGGAGGGCGACGAGGAUCUGUUCGUCAGCGCGAUGGAGUCUCCAGAAGCAGCUCGUCUGCCGGCCGAAGACAUCAGCUCGAACGGACCUAAAGCUGAGCCCGUGCUGCUGGACGACGACCCCGACGACCUCUUCGCCGAAGCGACGGAGGAGGUGUCUCUGGACAGUCCUGAGCGUCAGCCGAUCCUCUCAGACGGACCGUCUCCCGCCAUCACACCCGUGACGCCCGUCCUGAUCAGCCCCAGAGCGUUUGACCGCUCGCCCGACCAGGAUGAAGAUGAAGAGGAAAGCAGGGACACGUUUGACGUCCAGAUCUCAGUGUCUGACCCGGAGAAAGUUGGUGACGGCAUGAAUGCAUACAUGGUCUAUAAAGUGUCGACCAAAACCGGUCUGUCUAUAUUCAGCCGAGACGAGGUCUCCGUUAAGAGACGCUUCAGUGACUUCCUGGGGUUACACAGCAAGCUGGCCUCCAAGUACAUGCACAUCGGCUACAUCGUCCCUCCUGCGCCCGAGAAGAGCAUCGUGGGAAUGACGAAGGUCAAAGUAGGGAAGGAGGAUCUGUCGUCAGUGGAGUUUGUGGAGAAGAGAAGAUCUGCUCUGGAGAGGUAUCUGCUGAGGACCGUCAAACACCCGGCGCUGCUCAGGGACCCCGACGUCCUGCAGUUCCUCGAGAGUUCAGAGCUGCCGCGAGCGGUUAGCACACAGGCGCUGAGUGGGGCCGGAAUAUUGAGGAUGGUAAACAAAGCGGCCGACGCUGUCAACAAAAUGACAAUCAAGAUGAAUGAAUCGGAUGCGUGGUUUGAGGAGAAACAGCAGCAGUUUGAGAACCUGGACGUUCAGCUCAGAAAGCUUCACGCUAGUGUGGAGUCCCUGGUGUGUCACAGGAAGGAGCUGUCCGUGAACACGGCGUCGUUCGCUAAGAGCGCGGCCAUGCUGGGGAACUCAGAGGACCACACGGCUCUGUCUCGAGCUCUGUCUCAGCUGGCCGAGGUGGAGGAGAAGAUCGAGACGCUGCAUCAGGACCAGGCCGCCGCUGACUUCCACCUCUUCUCCGAGCUGCUGGGAGACUACGUCCGGCUCAUCACCGCCGUCAAAGGGGUGUUCGACCAGCGGAUGAAGACGUGGGCUAAAUGGCAGGAUGCUCAGCUGAUGCUGCAGAGGAAGAGAGAAGCCGAAGCCAAACUCCAGUACGCCAACAAACCCGACAAACUCCAGCAGGCCAAAGAUGAGAUCAAGGAGGAGAUCGAGGAGUGGGAAGGUAAAGUGCAGCAGGGUGAAAGAGAUUUUGAGCAGAUAUCAAAAACCAUCCGUCGAGAGGUGGGUCGGUUCGAGAAAGACAGAGUGAAGGAUUUCAAAGUGGUCAUCAUUAAAUAUCUGGAGUCGCUGGUUCACACGCAGCAGCAGCUAAUAAAAUACUGGGAGGCGUUCUUACCCGAAGCCAAAGCGAUCGCAUAACUCAUCAGACCACCUUCUUUCUUUAUUCCACCGUAUAUGAUCAUGCAAGAAAAGCCGCACAGACUUAAUGAAACCUAAUGAUAACACUACAUUAAUAAAAGCAGAAUCUGAAUCUCUUUGUACCUGUUUGGUGUGUGAAGAUGAAGACGCAGCGAUGGGCUCUUCCUCGUUCUCUGAUUGUGUUUCAUUGGGCAAUGAUCCGGCAGGGGAAGGCCUUCUGAAGUCUCUCGUAUGCAUUAUUCUCUCAUAAUCAGUAUUUAAGAGCAUCAAUAAUCGAUUAAGCUUCUGGUAGCUCGUGCACGACCGACGGAUAUACAUAUGUAUAUUUUUUUAUUUUGCUUUGUAGCCUGGAAUUUUGGGCCGUUUGAGUUUGAUUCAUUGUUCUAACGAAUUUUUUAAUCACAAGUAUUUUUUACUCUACAUUCCUGUGCAACGAUAUCUGAACCUUAAUAAAGGAAUGAAUCCGUAUCAGA
Messenger RNA from Puntigrus tetrazona (Sumatra barb), 2067 nucleotides. It is a transcript of the gene snx2, whose product is annotated as sorting nexin 2. Gene Ontology annotation, cellular component: endosome; endosome membrane. Gene Ontology annotation, biological process: early endosome to Golgi transport. Bases 95 to 1594 code for a protein of 499 amino acids. NCBI's taxonomy places the organism in Eukaryota, Metazoa, Chordata, Actinopteri, Cypriniformes, Cyprinidae. The transcript has 16 exons. The record is from RefSeq and is a predicted model, not a curated record. Gene Ontology annotation, molecular function: phosphatidylinositol binding.